Odontomachus brunneus is the source of this 1241-nucleotide messenger RNA. RefSeq lists its product as uncharacterized. NCBI's taxonomy places the organism in Eukaryota, Metazoa, Arthropoda, Insecta, Hymenoptera, Formicidae. The coding region runs from base 102 to 830 and encodes 242 amino acids. The record is from RefSeq and is a predicted model, not a curated record. The transcript is spliced from 4 exons.
GAUUGAGAGAACGCUAUUCACGCGAAAAAAAGCAACGUCAAGAAAAAACAACAACUGGAAGUGGAGCAUCAAAAAGAAAAACAUUCGAAUUUUUCGAGAAUAUGCAAUUCCUGGAACGAUUUGUUAAGAGGAGAAGAACGAUGACCAACAUAUAUAAGGAAAAGGAACCUCCAGUGGCAAGAUCUUCCAUUAUUCAAAAAAAUUUUGGCUUUCAUGAUGAAAAGGUGAAUAACUUAUUCUCCAUAAACAUGGGUACUUUUAUUGAACAAUCUUCAGCAAAGAGCAAUAUAGAUGUACCUCGCAACACGUACACACAGGACUCAUUAACUUCGGACUUGCAUACAAAUGCAUUGGAUAUCUCUUCCGUAUCUGCUUUAAGUGUACCUCGCUAUACGCAGAACAAAGAUGUAAUUGGACAACGGAUACAGUCAAAAGGAAAAUCCCAGACAGAUAUUCUAGAAAAUACAAUUGGUAAAGUUACUUCUUUACUAGAAAACAGAUAUGUUUCUUCAUCGCAGACAUUUCUAAAGCCAGAAGUAGGAGAAGAUUUGGCUUUUUGUCAACUAAUAUUUUUUUUGCUUAUUAAUCUGUCCGAAGAUACAAAAGUAGAAAAAAAGCAAUAUUACGUAUUUUAUACGAUAUGUAAUCAUUAUCUUAUCCUAGACAGCAGAGACUUUCGAAAAAACAUCCUAAGAACGUCCCUACAACCGAAGAAUAUCUUUAGAACGUUCUUUGGACAUUAUGUGCUGGAAUACGAUAUGUUAAUUUAUUUGCGACAUGGGAUAAUUACCAGGACAUAUUAUAUUUAUUUAUUUUAUGCAAUAUAUUAGAAAAAGUACAAUGACAUAUUUGUUUUUUAUGCGACAUUAUUGGAAGUAGUACAUGUUAUGUUUAUUUAUGUUACGCAAUAUAUAAUUACAAGUAGUGUGAAAUAUUCUGCUAAUUUCUGUUAUUCGUUAUGUAAUUGAAAGUGAUAUGACAGUGUACAAGUACGAAAUAAUACAAGUAGUAUAUGUAUGUUUAUUUUAUGCAAUAUGUUAGAAAAAGUAUAAUGACAUAUUUGUUUUUUAUGCGACAUUAUUGCAAGUAGUACAAUGUGUUAUGUUUAUUUCUUUUACGCGACAUUUAAUUACAAGUAGUAUGAUAUAUUCUGUUAAUUUCUGUUAUUCGUCAUGUAAUUGAAAGUGAUACGACAGUGUACAAAUACGAAAUAGUACAAUAUAAUAUAGUAUAUGUAUAUU